Messenger RNA from Epinephelus fuscoguttatus (brown-marbled grouper), 4169 nucleotides. RefSeq lists its product as uncharacterized. NCBI's taxonomy places the organism in Eukaryota, Metazoa, Chordata, Actinopteri, Perciformes, Serranidae. Bases 242 to 1480 code for a protein of 412 amino acids. The transcript has 4 exons. The record is from RefSeq and is a predicted model, not a curated record.
GUGGCUAGAUAAGGUGGUUAGCAGUAAUUUAAGAGACUUGGGAUGGACCCUUGGGAUGCAGCCCAGGCUCUUCGCCCUACGUGAAGAGCCUGGUGACGCGAGGCUACGUUUUGUUAACCCAUUUUUGGUGACGCUUUUAUACUGAAAUGUACGACCCGGAAAUCCUGUUUUUCUGACGAAGUGAAAAUACAGGAAAACACAAGCCAGGGACGUCUGUGAACUCAAGGUAAACACACAGAGCAUGGAGCUCCUUGCCAAUCUAGAGAUCUACAUCCCAGUGGAAGCAGAGGUGAAAAGCAUCCCUAUACGGAGCUUACCAAAGUCAGUGCUUAGACGAAUUGGCCUCCCUCUGUCUGACUCUGAGGGCUCCAGAAAGCUCACAGACUCUGCAGAAGGCAUAUGGAUUUGUCCAGUAAUCAUGCGGAUGAAAGGCCAGAAAUGUGCCACCAACACAGGGAACAGUGUGGUGGAGAACAUGUCCUCACUGCUGGGCAAAGAGUUUAGGGCUCAGCCGGGUCCCUUCCAAAUGUCCUUUGUCUCCGCCAAUCCCACAGCUUACAAGGUACUGAAGGACAACAUACCUGGAAAAAAUGUCUCCACACACACAUCUCAUCUCACCUCUCCAUUACCUCAUGGCACAGCAUCGCAGACAUAUGAAGAUGCUGUUGUCAUUUACCACGGAAACGUUUACCUGUCUGCCAGGAGGCCCAGUCAAAGACGGAGUCAACGAGAGACUCGUGAUCCACAGCCAGCGUCUCUGUCUUCCAUUCCUUCAGCAUCAGACUUGUCAACUAAAAGCCAGAAGAAGCACGGCUCUUCGGAGGCUUCUAUUGAACCUGCAGACACAAAGCCAAAACGGAAGAAACUACGUGUCAUUUUGCCCCAAACCUCCUCAAAACAGUUAAAGGAUUGUCUCAUAAAAAAAGAUCAUCUCUCCACCACAGACCGGGAGCUGCUUAAUGACCACAGGCCCAAAGAGAAACACACAACAUGUGAAGUAACCCACAGUGACAAGGAGAAGGAUGUGACACACAGAGCAAGUGAUGUAUCCUCAUCCAAAACUGCACAUAGUGUCCUUCGGUCCACUGACAGUCUACACAAAGUGGACAGUCAUAAAGAUGCUGAUGGAGAGCAGUCUGCAGAGAAAGCAGCAGGCACAGGGCCAGCGUGGCUUCAGCCUCAGGGGGAGCAGGAGGAGGUGUUCAACAAUGACAGUGGUGAAUGUGAGCUACAGGACCUGGGCAGUAAGGAAGCUGACUAUAUUCAAAUUGGCAGUGGUGAAUCUGAUAGCUUAGUUGGUAUUGUAGAGCAAAGACGCAACCAGAGCUGGACCAGGAGAGAGUCUCAGGGUGCAGCUCGUGCCUUUACAUCACUACCGGAGUGUGACUUCAAGGGGCUGGCAGAGGAGGAGGCGAUUGAUCGAAUGAAGGCCAAACUCAGAAAGCAAGAAGCUACUCUCAACAGCCUGCCCUCUUCAUAAUGACAGCUCAGUCAGAGUGAGAAGCAGUAAUGAUGUUUUAGUUCUCCAGAAUAUGAUUAGGAACUUAAGGAGACUCUGCUGUGUAGGAUUUAGGAGGAAUCGUAAAUUGCCAGAAAUGGAACAUAAUGUUCCUGACUAUGUUUUCAUUCAUGUAUAAUCACUUGUUUUGAAUUAUUUACAGUAGCCCAGAAUGGACAAACCAAACACAGGCUAUAGAUAGGGCCAUUUGCAUAUUCGUGUCAGCCACCGUGGUUCUACAUCAGUGAUACUGAACUUACAGCUGACAGGCCGGAUUUAGCCCACAAUAGGGUGCCUUGUCACCCCCCAACCACAUUUCAGUUCACAGUGAAAUUAAAGUGAUUCACACUGGGAGUUUUAUUUGUACUUUUAACAUACAUUAAGUUGUUUUUACACAGCUGCUUGUCAACUGCCCUGACAACCGUCUAUGUUCAAAACCUCUUUUCCUCUGCUGCCUUCCCCUCACUGAAAUGACUGGAGGCAGUGAGUUACUGCGGUGUGAACACAAUGCAAGGUGCCAGGGUACAUAGUAAAGGAUAAUAAUAGAGCUUGUUUAUCAAAAAAAAAGCUAGGGGAGGAUCCCCUGGUCCUUAACAGAAGUCCUAGCUAAGCUUUGAAUGUCCUCAAAUCCUAGGAACACCCCUGCAUACAUGUGCGGGGCUGCUGACUGGCCCCUGGGGGCCACAUUUUACAAAGUGGCCCCCAGGAAAAACAAGUUGAGUAUCGCAGUUCCACAUGCUUAUAACAUGGAUAAGUUUCAGUUGGUUGCAACAUGCAGUCUCACCACCAGAUGACACCAAAUCCCACACACUAGAUCAGUAAAAACAGGAUACUAGUGUGCAUGGAAACUGACUUGGUGACAGGAUGAUUGAAAGCUAGAAAUUGCAUUUCCUUACAGUCCCUGUGAAACGGAAGUUAGAGCUUCUUUAGUUUCUGUACUGUGAUAUAUUUUCCAGUGAAACAGAAUACUUGAGCGGUGAACAGUAACACAAGGGAUUCACAUCCAAUCCUUUGCAUUUGAAUGGACAACUAAAAAAUGGGCGGGCUUAGCAUCUGAAUUCAGAGCUACGGUGGAGUCCGCUGCUGUGGGGAUUGUUGGCUCCACAAACACGUUUGUCGUUGUUGGAUCAGGAGGACGUGGGAGAGAUGCAUGAAUUAGAUCUGAGCAACAUUGUAUUGGUAAUAAAAACAAAGGUUUUGUUCUUCAGCUUUAUUUGAUUAUCGUUUUACCUGGUUUUACACAAAAAGAAAAGACGGGGGGUUUUUUUCUUUUUGAUUAAAACUUGUAAAAUAUUUUCAUUUUAUUUUUGAGGACUUCCAUAUUUGCUCUGAAUGAUGGAUACUGUUGUUUUCUGACUCGUAACCUUUCCUCUAGGGUUGCAUGAGGCCAAGCUUUACAUGUGACCUAAAUGGUGCAUUCCAAUAGCACUGGGAAGUCAGGAUUUCCCAGUUCCCAAUUGGAAAUUUCAAUUGGAACGACCUUUUAAGUUAAAUUUCUGGAAAGCUGGAGGAACUUCACCAACUCCAACCUCAAAAUCCAAGGUUGAUCUGUGCAUCAGCAGUAGUGAAAGCUGUUGUAAUAUGCUGUUCAUUAGCACUUCUGUCCUAUUUGUGUCUCACUGGAACAGUCAUACACAUGGUCCCGUCCAAUUCCACAGACAUGAACAAUUCCUGUUUGUGGAAUUGUUCCUACAAUGUUUGUAUGAGCAAAAGACAGAGUAAUGUGUUGUUAUGGACAGGUACUGCUUUUGUUAUUCCCAGCUCCAAAUUAUGACUUACUAGGUAAAUGGAAGGCAGCAAAACUGCUGUUGAGACUGCACUCAGCUCUCUCAAGAGACAUGGUCAUGUCGUAGUGGUGAUUUUUAUCUAACUUUCUUGAGAAAUGCUUGUCAUAAUGGGAACAUUAUAUGUAGAUAAAUGUCAGUUUUCCUCAAUUUGUCAUUUUUGCUGCUUUGCUCUGGGACCCUUGUUUCUCUCAGUUCCAUUUAUUAAGUGCAACACACACCGCCGCCAUACGCCUCACGUCAAAACGCCCGCCUCCAUUAAAUUCUACAAACCAACCCACACGGCUGACGCGCCGCGCCGCUCUGCUUCAGCCCACUGCUCCAUUUCCAGCAUGGCCGGUGCUCAUGGCGGCGCUGCGAGAAAAGCCUUUUAUGUACGUUUCGGCCGCCGUAGUAUCAACUCCGGUUUUUCCUCUUCUUCUUCCGUUACUAGCAGUUGGCAACCGUUGGCAACUAGUGUAGGUACAGCCAUCUAGAGGGCUGGGGUGGGAAAUACACGUCAACGGUGCCGCUGCACACCGCUGCCAGUGUGUUGGGGAGCGGCACUUGAUGGCCACAGCACCGCGCCAGCGGCGGUGUGUGUUGCACUUUAUAGUUAUGUACACAAAUCUUAUACCUUGCUGACUUUUUAAGAGCCUGAAAACAGGUGCUCACCUGUUGUUUUGGUGACUCAAACAGGAGACUUUUCGCAUCCAUCCAAACUUGUCCCUGAAUUGAUUAAAUUCAGCAAGUUAAGUUAUGUGCUUGUGCCUCUGGUGAAAUAUUUAUUGUCAAAGAUAUAUAAUGUUGAACAUUGGUAUUAUUUUUAUUUUUUUUCCAACAAAAUCUCAUAGAAUAUAUUUCUGUUGCUGCAAAUAUUUAUGUCUGCAAUAAAAAAAAUGUGUGUA